This is a messenger RNA of Gallus gallus (chicken), 4050 nucleotides long. It is a transcript of the gene AUP1, whose product is annotated as ancient ubiquitous protein 1. NCBI's taxonomy places the organism in Eukaryota, Metazoa, Chordata, Aves, Galliformes, Phasianidae. Gene Ontology annotation, molecular function: ubiquitin binding. The transcript is spliced from 12 exons. Bases 60 to 1364 code for a protein of 434 amino acids. The record is from RefSeq and is a predicted model, not a curated record. Gene Ontology annotation, cellular component: membrane.
GGGCGGGCGGCGGAAGAUGGCGGCGGGCGGCGCGCGGCGCUGAGCGGGCGGAGCGCGGCAUGGAGCGGAGCGCGGCGCCGGGCCCGGAGCGGCUCUUCGACGCGCACCGGUUCCCCGCCGGCGGGUUCGUGCUGCUGGCGCUGCUGCUGUACGCGCCCGUGGGGCUGUGUCUGCUCGUCCUGCGGCUCUUCAUCGGCGUGCACGUCUUCCUGGUCAGCUGCAUCCUGCCCGACGGAACGCUGCGGCGCCUCAUUGUGCGUGUGAUGUGCUCUGUGCUGGGACUGUUUGUGCAGCAGAGCGGCCCCCGGCUGCGUGACGCCGCCGUGCAGGUGUACAUCGCCAACCACGUCACGCACUUUGAUCACAACGUCAUCAGCCUGCUGACCUCCUGCAACACGCCUGCACUGAACGGUGCCCCCGGCUUCAUCUGCUGGUCGCGGGGCUUCAUGGAGCUGGGAGUGACAGGGAGCCGAGCUGAGCUGGUCGAUUCCUUGAAGGCAUAUUCGUCUCACAGAGGAAACCCACCGCUGCUGCUCUUCCCAGAGGAAGCUGCCACCAAUGGCCGGGCCGGCCUGCUCCGCUUCAGCUCCUGGCCGUUCUCCAUCUUGGAUGUGGUGCAGCCGGUUGCCCUACAGGUUCAGAGGCCUUUGAUCGCUGUGAGUGUAGCUGACUCCUCCUGGAUUACAGAGCUGUUCUGGACCUUCUUUGUUCCCUUCACAGUUUAUCAAGUAAGGUGGAUGCCGUCUGUCCCCAGACGAGCUGAAGAGCUGAGUGAGGAUUUUGCGCUCCGUGUUCAGGAGCUCUUGGCCAUGGAGCUGGGUGUGGUAUCCACACGGCUCACUGCAGCAGAUAAAGCUGAACACAUGAAGAGGCUGAGACAUACAUCACAUCUUCCCUUUGCCCCAGCCUCAAGCCAGCCCCUGGCAGCCAGGCUUAGGAUGCCUUCCAGCCUGUCUGGUAUUGGGUCCUUUGCUCCUGAGGAUACGCGGUUCACAACGAUGGCUCAGCAGGUCAAGGAGGUUCUGCCUCAUGUGCCUCUGGAGGUCAUCAGGACAGACCUGGCCCAGACAAACUGUGUGGAUACCACUAUUGCCAACUUGCUGGAGGGGAGAGUGCCCUUCUUCCCUGAAAGUGAGGCUGGUACUGACCUGCCUGCUCCAUCUACCUCCUGGGCUGCAUCAGCUUCUGGCAUCCAGGGCUCCGUGGCUUUGCCUUCUUCCAAGCCAGCUACAAAGCAGUUUGCAAAGUCCCCCAUGGAACGGCACCUGUCCCUGCAGGAGAGGAAGCGCGCGCUGUACGACUAUGCCAGGAGCUCUCCCAAGCAUGCUGCCUGUUAUCAUCUUGGAAAUCACUGUUUGCCUUGAGCUGUCGCCGGGUUUCUGUUUGUGGGGACUGAGUGGGAUAGAAGCUAUUUGCCAGAACUACAAUUUCUGAGGGAUAGAGCUCAGCAGAAGAGAAUGGUUUUGUUCUUCGGUGUAACAGAUUUGACUGAUAGAAGUCAUUGUGAGCCUAUAGAUGUCUUUGAAAUAAGUAUUGGUGCUGUGGAACGCUCGUUUCAGAAGAGAGACUUUGCUGUUUGGCAGAGGGAUGCUGCCAUUAAUCUUCCUCAGUGAAACUGGGCAGUGCUAACAGGGAGCAGGGAGUGAGUUUGACCUCUGUGCAGUUUGGAUGAUGCAAACAUUGGAAUGAGUGUCCAGCUCUGGCAUGCAGUGCUUUUUUCGUUAUUUUUUUUAGAAAAGAUGCUGUAAAUUCAGGAUGAAUUUGGAGAGGAGCCACAAAAUAAUAGGAGAGGAAGUGAAGUCUGUUAAAUUUACAGUAAAUGAGAUGGCUCGCUGGGUGUGAUUCUUUUUCUGGGUGCAGGAAUCAGGCUUUUCAAUCUGUCAAAGAAAUGGAGAAUAGUAACUAAUGGAUAGAAGUUGUAGGCUUAUUUCUGUAGAGAAAAAUCUAUUUAAUCAGUGGAAUAAGCUUCCACUGGAACUGAUGUGUUCAUGGUGCCUGCGUGUCUGGAGGUGAGCCUGGCUGACUCCUUAGGAGACAUCAGAGAUAACAGAGGCUUUGGUUCAGUCCAAAGUAGCACAGAACUGCCACAGAGUGGAGUUCCCACCCUGUGUAGGGGUCUUACAGUGAGCAGGAGAAGCCAUGUGUUGCCAAGCUCAGGUGCAGCACUGAGCCACCAGGGCUGGCCCUGGGCACCAAGGAGAAGAGCCUGGCUCUGUCCUCGUUGUGCCACCUGUCAGGUAUUUAUUGGCAUUGAUACAGCACUUACAGUACUUGAAGGGAGUGCAUAGACAGGAGGGGGAACGGCUGACUUACAUGGAUUGUUAGUGAUAGGACAAGGGGGAAUGGUCUUAAACUGAGACAGGGGAGCUUUAGGUUGGAUAUGAGGAGGAAGGUUUUCACCCAGAGGGUGGUGACACACUGAACAGGUUGCCCUUGGAGGUGUGGAUGCCCCAUCCCUGCAGGCAUUCAAGGCCAGGCUGGAUGUGGCUCUGGGCAGCCUGGGCUGCUGGUUGGUGACACUGCACAUAGCAGGGGGUUGGAACUGGAUGAGCAUUGUGGGCCUUUUCAACCCACACCAUUCUAUGAUGAGCUUUCCCUUUGGCCUUCCCUUUCCCAGGGUGAUCAGCCCCAGCUCUCUCAGCCUUUCCUUAUAGGAAAGAAGCUCCAGUCCCUUCACUGCCUGUGUGACCCUGACUCUGUUAGGGUCUCUUGCUGUGGGGAGCCCAGAACUGAACCCAGCACUCCCGAUGGCCUUUCUGGUGCAGAAUGAAGUGGGCAGAAUCACCUCCCUUCCCCAGCUGGCAGCACUUUGCGUUAUGCAGGUCUGGUUUUGCUGAGCUGCUGUGCCUCCAGCACGUCCCAGUGCUGCAACUGCUCCUUCCCUCGUGCAGGGCUCUGCACUUCUUGUUGAGCUGCAUGAGGUUCCUGCAGCUCUUCCAGCCCGUCAGGUCAGGUCCCUGAGUGGCAGUGUGAUGCUGCUGCACCCACUGCUCACCCCCUCUUGGUGUCACCUACAGAUUUCCUGAGGAUGCCGUCAGUGCCGCUGCCCAGGUUGUUAACACAGAUGUCAGACAGGGCUGCACCCCGUGUUGACCCCUGGGGUUCUCCCACCCCUGACUGCCGGCUCUGGGCCCAGCCAAGCAGAUGGUGUUUGAUCCACCUCACUGCUCGCCCAGCCCAUGUUCCAGCAGUGUCAGAGCCCUUCCUGACCCCCAGCUGCUCAAUCUCCACCGCUGCCCUCGUGUGCCAGGCCAGUGUUUGCACUGUAGUCUAUCGGGCUGGUCAGUGAUGACCUCCCUGUGGUGAAUCCACGCCAACCGCUGCUGAUGAUUUCUCUUCCCUCGUGUUUGGAAGUGGCCUGCAGGACAGGGCAGAGGUGGAGGUGAGGCUGAGUGCUGUGCUUCCUUCGGCCUCCUCCUUGCCCUUAAUGAGCAUAGGAGGGACGUUUGCUUUCUUUGGGUACCUCUCCCGUGCAGAGAUCACAGGGCAGCCUCACCCACGCUGUGUGGCUCCAUCCCCAUUGAGGCCCACAGGCAGGGGCCCUCAGCUCAAGCAUUCCCUGACCUGAUCCUUUUCUAGCCCGAGUCUGUCUCUGCUCCAGCCUUUCACCUCUGGGAUCUGGGAUUCCUGCAGGCCCAGCCCGCUGCCAGAACCUGAAGCCACUUUGGCUCCACACCCCCAUUUCCCCCACUCUUCCUUUUGCCUCCCCUGCACUGGCGCCUUUUGACACGGGCACGGCGCUGCUCAGCCCAGCGCUGCGUUCAGCCACGGGAGGGGCUGCGAGGGCUGCACGGCCCUUCCUGGGGACGCCUCGCUCCCUCCGAGCUGCUCUUCGGCCCGCGGGGCUCCGUCUGUCCGGGGCUCCGCAGUGCAGCGUCGGAGGGGAGCGGAGCGGAGCGGAGCCUCCCCCGGGGCCGCGGGGGGUUUCCUUACUGCCCGCCCCGCGCUGGGAGCAGAUCGGCGCCGUGCCGUGCCGUGCUGUUCUGCGCUGUGCCGCGCUGGGCCGUGUGGUACCGCCUGCCCGUCUCUCCGCAGGAGGUUCGCCGAGAA